AACACCACACAGCGCAUGCGCGCGUUCCAUUUGCGCCCGGCGCGGGUCGGGAGCGCGGAGGUUGGGAGAGGCGCGGCGUUGCCAGUGCGCCUGCGUAGGCGGCCGUCUUGGCCGCGCUCCCUAACCGUCUCGGCAUCGCGGUUUGAAUUGUGCUUCAUGGCCCCGGUAUUCAAGUCUCAUUCUACCGAGGACACCUCGGGCUCUCGGAGACUGGCCCGCGGCUCGUCCGGGAGUCCGCCCACCACUGAGCAGGCCGGACGCUCUCACUCCAGAGGCCGUGAGGGCCUCAAGCCUUCGUGGGCCGCGUCGGACCCGGGCGCUGCUUGCCGCCUGAGGCGCUCUGGCUCUCGAGAGCGGCCCCCGGCGCUGCACGACUAUGCCUUCUCGUCGUCUUUAAGCUACUACGGCGGAUACCUCCACUAUCACCAUCACCACCACUACGCCGGCGACCGGCCGUGGGUGGAAGACUAUGAGGAGAAGGAGGAGAGUUACAGGCACAGGAGGCUGAAGGAGAGAGAGAGGAUUGGGGAGCUGGGGGCGCCUGAGGUGUGGGGGUUGUCUCCCAAGCUUCCCGAACCGGAUUCUGAUGAGCAUACCCCAGUUGAAGACGAAGAGGACAAGAACCAAAAGAGUAGUGGUUCGGAUUCCACCUCCAAAGAAAAAAGGAAAAAGACCAGUCGUGCACAAAACAAGAAAAAAGGAAAGAAAAAGACCAAAAGAAAACAUAAGAGCUAUUCUGGUAAUAAUGACAGUAAUUCAGACUCUGACACCAAUUCCAGCCCUGAUGAUGACGAUGAAAAGAGAAUCAAAAAAGCCAAGAAGAAAGAGAAGAAGAAAAAACAGAGAGUCAAGAAAAAGAAGAAAAAGAAUAAGAGGUCUAGAAAAGAAUCCAGUGACUCAAGCUGGAAAGGCUCGGAGGAGGAGUUGCCAGAAGGUGUGUGGAUGGAGCAGUCAAAGAUUGUAGAGACCAUGGAUUUAAUAGGCCCAGAAGCACCUAUGAAACAUUUUAAUCAGGACGAAAAACCUUUGAACUAUGGCCAUGCUCUGCUCCCUGGUGAAGGUGCUGCUAUGGCUGAGUACGUGAAAGCAGGAAAGCGAAUCCCACGAAGAGGUGAAAUUGGGCUAACAAGUGAAGAGAUCGCUUCGUUUGAGUGCUCGGGUUAUGUCAUGAGUGGGAGCAGGCAUCGCAGGAUGGAGGCUGUGCGGCUGCGGAAAGAGAACCAGAUCUACAGUGCUGAUGAGAAAAGAGCCCUUGCAUCCUUCAACCAAGAAGAGAGACGGAAGAGGGAGAAUAAAAUUUUAGCUAGUUUUCGGGAGAUGGUGUACAGAAAGACGAAAGGGAAAGAUGACAAGUGAGGACUUGGUUUUUGUAUGGCAGGACUUGAAGCAGUUUCAUGAGACCAAGAUAGUUUUUAAAGCCCUACAGGGCUGCUCACUAUUCAGUGGGUCCCUCAGGAAAAAGCUGCUAUUACGGAUAUCUUUAGCAAUUUAAUUUUUGGUUUCAAUCUAAAGUAAUAGGUGCACAUGGUCUUAAAAAUAUUCAGACAUUACAGGUGGAAAGUUAGUAAAAAGUCAAUCUGUAACCCCAAUCCCAAUUCUUUUCCCCAAUCUUUUUUUGGAGUCUUUUUUUUUUUUAAAUCUGUCCCUACUUCUGUGUAGCUACAAGUGUGUAUGUUAUGGAUAACAGAGAUAUUAAACUGAAGUGCUUUUUCCUCCUCUUUCUCUGAUUUGUCUCUUGGAUGGCUUCAUUGCCUCAUGUUGCCAAUCAUUUUCUUCAGGGAGGAUGAAAACAAGCUCAGAAAGAACAAGAGAUUCUAGUUGCAAUUAGCAGAAAGAGUUGUAAAAGAUUUAUUGGCUCUUACAACUGGAAAGUUUUGGAGGAGGAUAGAUUACCUGUACAGCUUUAAUAGAACUUUGGUUUCUUUCUCCACUUUCUUCAUCUCCCUUCACCAUGGGUCAUUUUACUCAGGUUGGUCUCCCUUUAGAGGCAGCUGGUGAUAGCUCAAAUAAAUUGGUCCCUGAAACCUAUGUGACUUGAGUUCCUGGCUCCAAGGUCUGGCUCCAGCCAGGGUAGAUUGUUGGCAUUUGGUGAAUGAACCAAUGGUUAGGAGCUGUUUUUUUUUUUUUUUUCCUCCUUCUUCUUCUUCCAAGAUUUUAUUUUUAAAGGCAGAGUGACAGUGAGUGAGAAGAAAAGAACUUCCCAUCUGCUGGUUCACUCAGAACUCAGUCCAGCCAGGAGCAUUAGGGAACUCAGUCUCAAGCAGAGCAGCCAGGACUUGAACAAGUGCUCUGAUAACAGGGUGCCAGCAGUGUAGGCAGCAGCUUAACUUGCCAUGCUGCUAGGCUGGCCCCAGGAUGGGAGCUUGCUCUUAGUUUCUGUCACUCUCUCUCUCUCUCUGCCUCUCAAAUAAAUUUGAUGUAAGAUAAAAGGAAAAAAACCACCACCAAAUCUCCUUAGUUUGGUUAUAAUUUUCCUAGUCAACCUUCAAGUAGAAAACCAAGAAUCUGGAGAUGCAGCCUCAUUGGAUCACCUUGAUCUCAAAGCUACUCAAAAGUGCUGUUGCCAGAGAAAUAGAAUGGCUUAAUGCACCAGAAUGGGUACCUGAAUGAAAAUCAUGGCAUUAUUGGGCAGGGAGAAUAGAUAAUGUCCACUGUAGUUUUGAAUUUUUUUUAAACAGUACAUAAGCUGAAAGUAAAAAUUUUCUUGAAGAAAAACACUUUGACUAUUAGAAGCAAAUUCUAAUGGAAGAGGACUUAGGCUUUAUUCCUAAACAGAGAUAUAAAAGAAAAUGUGAAGAUCCAGGGCACUUGAGUCUUCCAAAGAGUAGAUUUGGGCCACCUUGACUAGCAAGAGAAAGAGAAAACAGAAAAUAAAGAGGAAGUAAUUGGUAGGACUCAAGAGGAGGAGAUCAGAUCAGGAGGAACCACAUGGACAGGAAAAUAGGCACUGAUGGACUGGCUAGCACCCGUCCUGGGAAAUACUUUACAGUGAGCUCCAUUCACGUCUGUGAUAAGGCUGCCUUUGUCAUUCAGUGAUAUCUGCCUGGAUCUGGAGAUUUUAGUUUAAUACUAACCAAACUAUCUCUUUUGAAUAACUUCCUGUUCAAGGCUGCAGACACUGCACUGAUAAGCCCCAUGGAACUGAGGGUGAGGGGAUGGGAUUCUAGAAUCUGGCAAGACAAUGUGAUGUGGAAAGCUACCACCACCCCACUAGAACACAUCAGCUUGAGGUUUUCCCCAAAAGAGGACAGGGGAACACUGAUGAGAACCAUGGUGUUACACACGCAUAUUUCCAUUUUCAGAAACCAUACCAUACUACAUACAUGGAUUGAUACCUUGAUUUCUUCACUUAAGUACAUCUUAAAGAUAUCUUCCAUCAAUACAUGUAAUCUCUUCAUCACAUAUCUUGCAACUAUUUCCCACAGUUAAUUUGCCUUUGGACUUACUUUUCUGGGAGAAAAGCAUCAUACUGCUCUAUAAAGACUAAAAAGAUUCCAUGACACUAGCCAAAAAGGUAUCUUUUUGGGAAAAAGAUGUGUCUGAGAAAUUGUGACUUCUAAGUAAAC
This is a messenger RNA of Oryctolagus cuniculus (rabbit), 3566 nucleotides long. It is a transcript of the gene NKAPL, whose product is annotated as NFKB activating protein like. Lineage: Eukaryota; Metazoa; Chordata; Mammalia; Lagomorpha; Leporidae. The record is from RefSeq and is a predicted model, not a curated record. Gene Ontology annotation, molecular function: chromatin binding. Gene Ontology annotation, biological process: regulation of gene expression. Gene Ontology annotation, cellular component: nucleus.